Gadus chalcogrammus (walleye pollock) is the source of this 2697-nucleotide messenger RNA. Its product is annotated as potassium/sodium hyperpolarization-activated cyclic nucleotide-gated channel 2-like. The record is from RefSeq and is a predicted model, not a curated record. Lineage: Eukaryota; Metazoa; Chordata; Actinopteri; Gadiformes; Gadidae. Gene Ontology annotation, cellular component: membrane. Gene Ontology annotation, molecular function: monoatomic ion channel activity. The annotation marks the transcript as partial. Gene Ontology annotation, biological process: transmembrane transport; monoatomic ion transport. The transcript is spliced from 5 exons.
ACCAUGAAGAAGAAGGCGGCGGAGGGCGGUGGAUAUAACCACAUCAACGCGGCCACCGCCACCACCUCCAGAUGCACGAGGAGACGAAGCAGCAGCAAGAAUUGCCUCGAGUUGGUGGCGGCUGGUGCCGGUAGCCAAGGCGCGCUGACGGUCAGGCAGUCUGGGGUGGCGAACAGCGCCGUCAUGGACGAGACGGAGGACGGGGAAGAAGAGUCCAAGUUUCAGCAUCCGCGGCUGCGCCGUGCCGGGGGGAGUGGCGGCGGCGGCGGCGCAGGCGGCGGCAGCAUCAGAAUGAAGAACUUUACGCCAGGAGGGGGAGCCGCGUGCGCGUCUACGGUCUCCAGGAGAGCCUCGAACAUCAGCGAGCCCGGCCUUGCGCACGCAGAAGACGUCCCCGUCGCCCCUCGGCCCAGCGUAGCGGCUUUAUUCAGAGCUGCGGAGACCCAGACAACCUGUCCCGAGGAUGCUGGGCGCGGCAAGAGCAAAAGAGCAUCCUGGACGGAGGCGUCGCGCUCAAAGGUCGCGCUAGAGGUUUUCCACGCGACAGUGGGUGAUGGUUGUAGUAACGUCGCUGCCAUUUCCAGCAUGAAAUGCAACAAAAACGGAGAAUGCAGAAGGGACUCUGGCACCGGGAGCCUGCGCUCGAUCAUCUCCAAGCAGGAGAGGCAGACAGGAGGGUUGGGGAGAGCCGAGGACGGCGGCGGGAAACGGGGCGCCUGUAACUCGACCAGCGCCAGCAUGGACGGCUCCAUCACCCCGGGCGGCUCGCUCACUGGGGGGCAGGGGGGAGAGAGCUCCAACCCGGGCGUCACACCCGUCUCGAGCGGUAUCACGGAGAAGAAGGACUCCAAAGUGUCCUUCUCCAACGCGCCCAGCCGGAAGACCUCGUCCUCGCUCCAUGGCCCGACAACGAGCCAGCAGCCCCGGAACUCGGUCACUUUCCAGAAGCCGGAGGACGGACCCCAAAUCGUGGCGGCCGCCGACGAUGGGGAGCCCGGGGGCAGCACCUUCAUGCAGCGGCAGUUCAGUAGCAUGCUACAGCCCGGAGUUAACAAAUUCUCCUUACGCAUGUAUGGCAGUCAGAAAGCAGUGGAGAGGGAGCAGGAGAGGGUGAAAUCAGCCGGGAACUGGAUUAUUCACCCGUACAGCGACUUUAGGUUCUACUGGGACUUCACCAUGCUGAUGUUCAUGGUCGGCAACCUGAUCAUCAUCCCGGUGGGCAUCACCUUCUUCAAGGAGGAGACCACCACGCCCUGGAUCAUCUUCAACGUGGUGUCGGACACCUUCUUCCUCAUGGACCUGGUGCUCAACUUCCGCACGGGCAUCAUCAUCGAGGACAACUCGGACAUCAUCCUGGACCCCAAGACCAUCAAGAAGAAGUACCUGAAGACGUGGUUCAUCGUGGACUUUGUGUCCUCCAUCCCCGUGGAUUAUAUCUUCCUGAUCGUGGAGAAGGGCAUCGACUCGGAGGUGUACAAGACGGCCCGGGCGCUGCGCAUCGUCCGCUUCACCAAGAUCCUCAGCCUGCUGCGGCUGCUGCGCCUCUCCCGGCUCAUCCGCUACAUCCACCAGUGGGAGGAGAUUUUCCAUAUGACCUACGACCUGGCCAGCGCGGUGAUGCGGAUCUUCAACCUGAUCGGGAUGAUGCUGCUGCUGUGCCACUGGGACGGCUGCCUGCAGUUCCUGGUGCCCAUGCUGCAGGACUUCCCCUCUGACUGCUGGGUGUCCCUCAACAAGAUGGUGGUACGUAAGAAGAACUCCAUCCUGAUGCACAAGGUGCAGCACGACCUCAACUCCGGCGUGUUCAACAACCGCGAGAACGAGAUGAUCCAGGAGAUCGUCAAGUACGACCGCGAGAUGGUCAAGCUGGUGGACCUCCAGCGGCCGCGCGCCAUGUCCAUGACGCCCUCCAUCGGCGGCAUGUUCGCCCCGCCCGGGACGUCCCACGGGGCCUCCGCCAUCGCCACCCUCCAGCAGGCCGUGGCCAUGAGCUUCUGCCCCCAGAUGGGGGCCGGCCCCAUGGUGGGGCCCGGGACCCUGCAGUCGCCCCGCAUGGUCAGAAGGUUCCAGGUGAUGCAGAACCUGGCCAGCCCCGUCUCCAUGUCCCCCCUGCAGGCCAUGACCCCCCAGGGACUGGGAGGGGCCUUCGGGAUCUCCAGCCCCCCGGUGCAGAGCCCCCUGGCCGGCCCGGCGAGGACAUUCCAGUACAUGGGCGGGGCGGGGCCCUCCGGGUCCCAGCUCUCCCUGGUGCAGCACCACGUGCCCAGUCCCACACAGACCCAGCAGAGGCCCCCCUCACACAAGAGCACCCACUCGCUCCACGCUGCCACCCUGAGCCAGGACGCCCGCGCCCGCUCCGCCUCCCAGACCUCGCUCCCUCAGGAGGGGACGCCGCACGCGCCCUCGGUGGCGCCCAGCCCGUCUCCGUCCACGCGCACCUCCAACACCUCCAUCGGCCCCGCCCCGCCCCCCCACGCCUGCCAGCCGGGUCCCUCGGGCGUCGCCAGGCCGGCGGGCCCUCCGCAAAGGGUGGCCUUCGCCUCGACCCCUCCCCCCGCGGGGCCCGCCGCCGGCGCGGGGCCCGCCCCCGGUGCCGCCGCCGUGGCGCCCCCAGAACGGGGCGUUUCCAAAAAAGAUUCCAUCGUCAGCCUUCCAGAGCUAGACUCUGCCAGAAACCGGCUGUCUUCCAACUUGUGA